AUAGUAUUAUUGUAAUUUUGUAAGUUUCUUUUUCUGGCUCCUGUGGGAUCUGUGUUGCUGUCUUGUUCAGGAUCAUAUCAGAGGUUUGAAGAAGGCAUUCUAAAAUCCGAGGAUGCAUCUUUUGAUGGCAGAGAGGGUUUCUUUUUUUUUUUUUUUUUUUUGCUUGGAGUUAUACUCAUGUUUGUAAGAAAAAAAAAUCCUGUACUUAAGACUUCUGUAGAUGUACAAUCGCUCUUCAGUGCAGGGCAUAGUAUUAGUGCAGAAAAUUCUCGAAAUACAAGCAUCUGGCUAACAUGUUACAGAAUCCCUGAGCUUUGGGGUACAUCAGACUUUGACUUUUUGGUACAUAACCGAAUUUGCAUUUUGACUGGCGUUGCUUGGCUGCUCAUGAAAAAGUUUUUUCUUUAGAGCCUUUGAAGGCUUUGGAAAUUAGUUUUUAGGUAAUUUUGCAAGCAUGAUUUAAGCCUGUUGUGCUCUGGACUUGGGCGAGUCUUUAUGGAAGUGGAAUGGUUUUAGGUUAAAGACACCCACCCCAUCAUUGGCACAUUUGAUUUUUUAAGAGGUGUGAAGUGAUCGACGGGGCCCUAUUUUCUUUUAGCUUUGAAGAGUCCAUCUUUUUUCCUAUUCAGUCUUCUGGAAGGAGCUACCUCAGAAAUACUCCUCUUCUGCUUACAUGAAGAUCUCUAAACGCAAUCCAGCAGGAGGUGCUACAGCAAGAUAAAGAUUUUUUUUUUUUUAAAUUUUGAGGGUCUUGCUACUUACUGCAGCUAUCCUUAGCCUCACAUGAACAACAGGAUUUAACACCUUAAAAGUUCCAGGAAGAUUUCGAGGAGAUAGAGAGCUGAAGGAUAGCCACUUUCCCCAAAAUUGGACUUCUCAGAACCUUUAAUAUGCCAUUGUGCAUUGUGAAUCUCCAAGCCGGGGCUAUGAUAUGCAGCAUUCUUGAAUACUUCUAAUGACAGGGAGCCCACUACCUCAUAAGGGGCAUCCUGGGGUACACUAUGUCACGACUUACUGUUAAAGUAACGGUUGGUGACUGCAGUGAGAAGAGGCGUUUGUUACUUUAAACAGAGGCUGAAGAACCUAUAAAAUAAGCAGGCCUAAGAGAAAGUGGAGAAGGUAGAGGAUGGAGUUGCAGACUCUACAGGAGGCUCUGAAAGUGGAAAUUCAGGUUCACCAGAAACUGGUUGCUCAGAUGAAGCAGGAUCCACAGAAUGCUGACUUAAAGAAACAGCUUCAUGAACUCCAAGCCAAAAUCACAGCUUUGAGUGAGAAGCAGAAAAGAGUAGUUGAACAGCUGCGGAAGAACUUGAUAGUGAAACAAGAACAACCAGACAAGUUCCAAAUCCAGCCAUUGCCACAACCUGAAAACAAACUACAAACAGCACAGCAACAACCACUCCAGCAGCUCCAGCAGCAGCAGUACCACCACCACCACGCCCAGCAGUCGGCCGCACCCUCCCCCGCCUUGACUGCUUCUCAGAAGACUGUAACCACAGCUUCUAUGAUUACCACAAAGACACUACCUCUCGUCUUGAAAGCAGCCACUGCGACCAUGCCAGCCUCUGUCGUGGGCCAGAGACCUACCAUUGCUAUGGUGACCGCCAUCAAUAGUCAGAAGGCUGUACUUGGCACCGAUGUCCAGAACACGCCGGUCAACCUGCAGACGUCCAGUAAGGUCACUGGGCCCGGCACGGAGGCUGUCCAAAUUGUGGCAAAAAACACGGUCACUCUGCAGGUUCAGGCAACACCUCCUCAACCCAUCAAAGUCCCACAGUUUAUACCCCCUCCUAGACUCACUCCACGUCCAAACUUUCUUCCACAGGUUCGACCCAAGCCUGUGGCCCAGAACAACAUUCCUAUUGCCCCAGCACCUCCUCCCAUGCUGGCUGCUCCUCAACUUAUCCAGAGGCCCGUCAUGCUGACCAAGUUCACCCCCACUACCCUCCCUGCAUCCCAGAAUUCCAUCCACCCUGUCCGUGUUGUCAAUGGACAAACCGCAACCAUAGCCAAAACGUUCCCCAUGGCCCAGCUCACCAGCAUUGUGAUAGCUACUCCAGGGACCAGACUCGCUGGACCGCAAACUGUACAGCUAAGCAAGCCAAGCCUUGAAAAACAGACAGUUAAAUCCCACACGGAAACAGAGGAAAAGCAGACCGAGAGCCGUACCAUUACCCCGCCCGCUGCACCAAAACCAAAACGGGAGGAGAACCCUCAGAAACUUGCCUUCAUGGUGUCUCUAGGGUUGGUAACACAUGACCAUCUAGAAGAAAUCCAAAGCAAGAGGCAAGAGCGAAAACGAAGAACCACAGCAAACCCGGUGUACAGCGGGGCCGUGUUUGAGCCAGAGCGUAAGAAGAGUGCCGUCACAUACCUGAACAGCACAAUGCAUCCUGGGACCCGGAAGAGAGGUCGUCCUCCAAAAUACAAUGCAGUGCUGGGGUUUGGAGCCCUUACCCCAACAUCCCCCCCAUCCAGUCAUCCUGACUCCCCCGAAAGUGAAAAGACAGAGACCACAUUCACUUUCCCUGCACCUGUCCAGCCUGUGUCCCUGCCCAGCCCCACCUCCACAGACGGUGAUAUCCACGAGGACUUUUGCAGCGUGUGCAGAAAAAGUGGCCAGUUACUGAUGUGUGACACGUGUUCCCGUGUGUAUCACCUGGACUGUUUAGAGCCUCCACUGAAAACCAUUCCCAAGGGCAUGUGGAUCUGCCCCCGAUGUCAGGACCAGAUGCUGAAGAAGGAAGAAGCAAUCCCGUGGCCUGGAACCUUAGCUAUUGUGCAUUCCUAUAUCGCCUACAAAGCAGCAAAAGAAGAAGAGAAGCAGAAGCUACUCAAAUGGAGCUCAGAUUUGAAGCAAGAGCGAGAACAGCUGGAGCAGAAGGUGAAACAGCUCAGCAGCUCCAUAAGUAAAUGCGUGGAGAUGAAGAACACGAUCCUCGCGCGGCAGAAGGAGAUGCACAGCUCCUUGGAGAAGGUCAAACAGCUGAUCCGCCUCAUCCACGGCAUCGACCUCUCCAAACCUGUGGACUCGGAGGCCGCCGUGGGGGCCAUCUCCAACGGCCCGGACUGCACCCCCCCUGCCAGCACCACCCCCUCUACGCCGGCCCCCUCCCCAUCCUCUCAGAGCUGCACAGCGAACUGUAACCAGGGGGAAGAGCCGAAAUAACAGCCCCUCCAGGAGGAGCUGCGGGGCCCCGGCGGCGAGGAGAGCAAAACCCUGAAGACUCUAGCGAAGCCAAGCCGGAUUCCUUCUGGAAAGUGCAGAAUUCUUUUGGUUCUUUGGUUCCAGAGAGAGAGAAGAUGCGUGUGCCAGGUGGCACCGGAGUUUGCCAAUUGACCUUCUCGUCCUGUGUGUACAUGCGAAGACUGGACCGUGUUCCAUGAGAUAGUGCCAGCUGGAGGUGCUGUGCCAGCACCAUGCCAAGUGAAAUAAUAUAUUUACUCUCUCUAUUAUACACCAGUGUGUGCCUGCAGCAGCCUCCACAGCCA
Ochotona princeps (American pika) is the source of this 3492-nucleotide messenger RNA. RefSeq names its product PHD finger protein 21A (gene PHF21A). Lineage: Eukaryota; Metazoa; Chordata; Mammalia; Lagomorpha; Ochotonidae. Gene Ontology annotation, biological process: negative regulation of transcription by RNA polymerase II. Gene Ontology annotation, cellular component: histone deacetylase complex. The coding region runs from base 1127 to 3169 and encodes 680 amino acids. The transcript is spliced from 20 exons. The record is from RefSeq and is a predicted model, not a curated record. Gene Ontology annotation, molecular function: chromatin binding.